UCUCAGUCCAGGGGUAAGUUCAAGUCCACGGGUGAAACAGCCAGGAUGCCCUCCUGGAGGGAAAAGUGGCAGUGCCUCAUGAGGAGAGGCAUCCUCUGAUCACAGCAACAUCCACACCAGCCCAGUAAGAGCAGAGAGAGGGGAGGCAAGGAACCAGAAAAAGGAGGGGACAGAGACCAGAGAUGGGGAGACAGAGACCCAGAGCAAGGAUCAGAGACUAUGGGGUGGGCAGGACAGAAUCCUAGAGAGAGGGAGAUACAGUGCUGGGAUUUGAACGACUUAGAGUCCUGACUUUGUGACAAGGUGCUGAUUUGAAACCCCCGCACGAGAACUCCCCCACUCAGCCUCUGUAAGACCAGGACAGUAACCAAAUCUCAUAAGGUUGUUGAGGAACUUAAAUGGGAUCAUUCCUCUGAAGUCCUUGGCAAGUACCUGACCAAGCUUACCUGUUAUCAUUCCUUAAAAAAUAAAAUAAUUUUACAACUCAACAAGCUUGUGGGCUGAGAGCCAAACACUUACAUCUAUUGUGCCCUCAUCAUCUGGCUUUGAGGUCUGAAGGAAGUAUCUCGCUUAAAUGGAUCACCUCAUCUCUGACUCUUCCCAAAACCUGCUCCCCCACUGCUCUCCACCCAACUCUUCCCCAUCUCAGGGAACAGCAGAUGGAGCCCUGCAGUUGCCAGGCCAGCAUCCUUGAAUCCUGUCUGCCACUCAGUGCCCACAUCCAUUCCAUUAGCAAAAUCUGUCAGCUCUACUUCCAAAUUAAACCCAGAAUCCUCCACUACCCCCACCCUAGUCUGAUCCACCCUCAUCUCCUCCCUGGACCAGAGCAGUCAGCCUCUCCAAGCUCCCUAUUUCUGCCCUCUCCUCCUACAGUGUUCCCGAGGCCACCACCAGAGGGCGCCAUUAACACCUAAGUCCCCUGUUGUCCUUCUAUUCCGAGCCCUUCAGGGAUUCUGGGCUCACUCAGAGUCAAAGUCCAAGUUCUCACUGUGACCAAGGGCCUUGCGCGACCUGGCCGCCCCUCCUGCUCUCAACUCUCGCCCUCUCGUUCACCCCGCUACAGCCCUAACGGCCCCUCUUCCCUGCUCCUCAAACACACCUGGACUAUUCCUGCCAAGUCUGUGAAGCAACGGUUACAUUCUGAGGGCCUGGUAUGCGUCCUUCUUUGACUGCAUCCCCACAGCAACGAGGCAAGGGCAUUGUUCAGGGACAGACAGCUGCUCAGGGAGGUGGCAGCAGUUGCCAAGGCUAUACAGCCAGUACACUGAAGCUCAACCCAGCUCUGAACCUGGCGCUGAAUGCAGUGAACAAGCAAGGACGCUUGGCGGGACCCGGGGACCCGCCCGGGAACUGAGAUGCCCGUUCCUGGAUCCCGGCCCCCUCCUCAGCCCAGCCCUCACUAACGUCCCGCUCACCUGGUCCCGGGCCCCGCCGCUGCCUCCUUCGCUGAACUUGUGUAAAUUAUUUCAACUUUCCCGCGCCUGCGCACUGGACCAGAAAUCGGUAGAAAAGAAAGCUCCACUGCUCAAAAGCUCAACUGACGGGAAGGGGGGGUGUAGCUGCGAGUUCGAGAGCCACCGGACCCCAAAGACAGCGGUGGGCCCCAGCACCCUGCGCGCCCCGUCUUUCUAGGCCAGACCAUGGGAACCCAAAAGCCGCGGAUCCUGCCCUGGCUGGUGUCGCAGCUCGACGGGGGACAGCUGGAGGGCGUGGCCUGGCUGGACCAGAGCCGCACGCGCUUCCGCAUACCCUGGAAACACGGUUUGCGGCAGGAUGCCCAGCAAGAAGACUUUGGCAUCUUUCAGGCCUGGGCUGAGGCCAGUGGUGCCUAUACUCCGGGGAAGGAUAAGCCCGACCUGCCCACCUGGAAGAGGAAUUUCAGGUCGGCCCUGAACCGUAAGGAAGUGUUGCGUUUAGCUGAGGACCGGAGCAAGGACCCUCAUGACCCACACAAGAUCUAUGAGUUUGUGACCUCAGGAAGUGGGGACUUUCCUGAGGUGGACACCUCUCCAGACACCAAUGGCAGAUACAGUACCUCUGAUACCCAGGAAGAUACUCUAGAGGAAUUACUGAAUGAUCUGGCCUUGGUCCCAACCCCAAGUGAGGGACCCUUGAGCCUGGCUGCAACUGCUGAAGACCCCCUUCCGCUCUUGAUGAGCCCCAACUUAGACGUCCCUGCUCCCUACCCAAACCCAGAGCCCCCUGAGAACCCACUCAAGCAGCUAUUGGUGCCCGAGGAAGAGUGGGAAUUUGAGGUGACCGCCUUCUACCGGGGCCGCCAAGUCUUCCAGCAGACUGUCUUCUGCCCAAAGGGCCUGCGGUUGGUAGGGUCAGAAGCAGGGGACAGGACACUGCCUGGGCAGCCAAUAAUACUGCCAGACCCCGGGGCGUCCCUGACAGACAGGGGCGUGGUGGGCUACGUGAGGCGUGUGCUGAACAGCCUGGGCAAUGGACUAGCUCUGUGGAGGGCAGGGCAAUGGCUCUGGGCCCAGAGGCUGGGGCAUGGCCAUACCUUUUGGGCUGUGGGCGAGGAGUUCCUCCCUGACAGUGGUCACGGGCAUGAUGGUGAGGUACCCAAGGACAAGGAAGGAAGCGUGUUUGACCUGAGGCCCUUUGUAACAGAUCUGAUUGCCUUCAUCGAAGGAAGCGGACGCUCACCACGCUACACCCUCUGGUUCUGCGUGGGGGAGUUAUGGCCCCAGAACCAGCCAUGGACCAAGAAGUUCUUGAUGGUCAAGGUUGUUCCCACAUGUCUCAGAUCCUUGCUAGAAAUGGCGCGGUUAGGGGGUGCCUCCUCACUGGAGAACACUGUGGACCUACACAUUUCCAACAGCCACCCAUUCACCCUCACUUCGGACCAGUACAAGGCCUGCCUCCAGGACCUGGUCGAGGACAUGGAUUUCUAGGUCGCAGGGCAGGCCUGAGCCCUCACUCAGGGGUACAGGCUCUUUACCCCUCCUCACCUCAACCAAUAAACUAGCUCUUGCCACAGUCA
Messenger RNA from Hipposideros armiger (great roundleaf bat), 2995 nucleotides. It is a transcript of the gene IRF3, whose product is annotated as interferon regulatory factor 3. The transcript has 10 exons. The coding region runs from base 1641 to 2906 and encodes 421 amino acids. Gene Ontology annotation, molecular function: DNA-binding transcription factor activity, RNA polymerase II-specific; protein binding; RNA polymerase II cis-regulatory region sequence-specific DNA binding. NCBI's taxonomy places the organism in Eukaryota, Metazoa, Chordata, Mammalia, Chiroptera, Hipposideridae. The record is from RefSeq and is a predicted model, not a curated record. Gene Ontology annotation, biological process: regulation of transcription by RNA polymerase II; immune system process. Gene Ontology annotation, cellular component: nucleus.